This is a messenger RNA of Rhagoletis pomonella (apple maggot), 1628 nucleotides long. RefSeq names its product eukaryotic translation initiation factor 4E1-like. Gene Ontology annotation, biological process: translational initiation. NCBI's taxonomy places the organism in Eukaryota, Metazoa, Arthropoda, Insecta, Diptera, Tephritidae. Gene Ontology annotation, molecular function: RNA 7-methylguanosine cap binding; translation initiation factor activity. The record is from RefSeq and is a predicted model, not a curated record. Gene Ontology annotation, cellular component: eukaryotic translation initiation factor 4F complex; cytoplasm.
AUCACUUUACUCUGCGCUCACUGCGCAUACAGUACUCGGUGUUCACUGUUCGUUGUCGUUGGAAGAAAAACACUUUUUCGAAAGCAUCAAGUUUGCCUUGUAUUUAUGUGUUCAAAUGUGAAAAAAAUUAUUAAAAAAUCUUCUAUUGGACUUUUAAUUAAAAAUUUCGUUUCACUUCAGUUUGUUUCGUUCACAAAAAUUUUCUCUCAAAACAAAAAAUAAAACAACUUGAUUUGGAAAUUGCAAAAACCCCGAUUAAAUAAAAUUCGUGAAAGCCAAGAACCGAUUUCGCAGCCGAAUUGCUAUUGCAAAGCAUAAAAAGGAAAACACAACAACAACAAAAAAUACAGCGAUAUUAUAUUUAUACGUUACCAAAAGAAAAAAUAGAACACUGCUGUCGCACAACUCAGUGAAGAGCCACGCGAGGCCAUCGAAGUAGUUAAGCAGCAAUAUCAGCAACGCCUGUCACAAAAAAUACAAUAUAGUAGUGGACCGCCGAUAUACAAAGUAUACUGAAGCAUCUGCUGCUUAUAAGCCAGCCAGUGAUCGAGUAAUAAAUCUUGCUACACGCCAAUACUAAGUAAAAAGGCCAGUGAAACCAAUUACAGCUAGAAAGCAGAAGCACAAGAGACACAGUCUCAGCUCCGAUCGGAAGCUGAGAAGUAGAAUUGUUGGAGUGAGCUCUGCUGGUGGUGAGACUUUGCGAUUUGCGUCUCUCGGCCUGCAACAAAAGACAACAACUGUUUCUUGCUUUUGCAAUCACUUACAGUAUUCGCGAAUCGUUCAGCACACUUUCGCUUUUAGCAGCUACUUCAGGCAUUUGUCAUACACCGCCCCUCCCUCAAGUUAAAAAAGACCCAACAAAAAGUUGUUUGCUACUGUGCAUUUGAUUGAUUGAUAUUCGUGGCAUGAUGUUUCAGAGCGACUUUCAUAGGAAGAAAAAUUUCGCAAAUCCUAAUUUGUUCAAUAAUUCCACAACUGCGGAGAACGCUGCGCCUGUUGCUCAGCCAACACCCGCUAGUGGUCGUCCAGAUGCGAAGGAGGAAAACAAAGAGCAAGAAGAAGUGCGUACGGAACACCUCUUCAAACACCCUCUGCAAAAUACCUGGACUUUGUGGUACUUGGAAAAUGAUCGCUCGAAGUCAUGGGAAGACAUGCAAAACGAAAUCACCAGCUUCGAUACAGUUGAAGACUUUUGGAGUCUCUACAAUCACAUCAAACCUCCAUCUGAUAUCAAAAUAGGCAGCGAUUACUCUUUAUUUAAGAAAGGCAUCAGACCAAUGUGGGAGGAUGCGGGCAACAAACAAGGUGGCCGCUGGGUUAUUACACUGAAUAAGAGUUCUAAGGCAGAUUUGGAUAAUUUGUGGCUUGAUGUUUUGCUUUGCUUAAUUGGUGAAGCGUUUGACCAUUCAGAUGAGAUUUGCGGCGCUGUUGUAAACAUACGUGGCAAGAAUAAUAAAAUUUCUAUUUGGACAGCUAAUGGCAAUAACGAAGAAGCUGCAUUGGAAAUUGGGAAUAAACUGAGAGAAGCCUUGCGUUUGGGCCGUCAAAAUUUGCAAUAUCAGCUACAUAAGGACACAAUGGUUAAACAGGGUUCGAGUGUAAAAUCAAUUUAUACUCUCUAAAAA